GCAUGUACGCACUAGCCACACAGUCCCGGAGCGGCAUGAAAGCUGGGAGCCCCAGCACUAAUGCCAGCAAAAGGCAGGGGGAGAGCGGCAUGCCCACACGCCACGCCCUCCGCACCUGCUCGACCCAUCGAUCCGCUAGCUAUAAAGCACGCCACCGGAGCGUGUGUCCUCCACACUACUGCCAGCCUGCUUGCUUGCUUCCUACCAGCUGCCUCCCGCCAUCUCCAUCGAUCACUUGCUGCCAUGGCCGUGAACGACACCAAGCUGGCCGACGCCGAGAACCCGGGCACGAUGUGCCGCGCCAUCGACUCCGACUCCGACGUCGACUUCGCCGGCCGCGCCAACUGGCUGCGCGCGGCGGUGCUGGGCGCCAACGACGGGCUGGUGUCCACGGCGUCGCUCAUGCUGGGCGUGGGCGCCGUGAAGCACGAGGUGCGCGCCAUGGUGAUCUCCGGGUUCGCGGGCCUGCUGGCGGGGGCCUGCAGCAUGGCCAUCGGGGAGUUCGUGUCCGUCUGCUCCCAGCGCGACGUGGAGAUCGCGCAGCUCGACCGCGACGGCAAGCGCGGCGGCGACGAGGAGAGGGCGCUGCCCAGCCCGAUCCAGGCGGCGGCGGCCUCGGCCCUCGCCUUCUCCGUGGGCGCGCUGCUGCCGCUGCUGGCGGCCGGGUUCAUCGUCGGCUACAAGCUGCGGGUGGCCGUGGUGGUGGCCGUGGCGACGCUGGCGCUGGCGGCGUUCGGGGUCGUCGGGGCCGUGCUGGGGAGGGCGCCCGUGGUGAGGUCCUCCGCCCGGGUCGUCGUCGGCGGGCUGGCCGCCAUGGGGCUCACCUUCGGCCUCAUGCGGCUCUUCCGGGCCAGCGGCAUAUGACGUGCGCGCAUGCGGUCGAUGGACGAGUUUUUUCUUGUUGAUCGUCGUCUCGUCCAUGCAUGCUUUCCCCGUGACCCUACGUACGUACGUGGUGCCAACGUCUUCUUCCCCGGCCGGCCGGCUGAUGACCUGACGUCCGUGCAUGGAAUGUGCAUGCCCCGCCGUCCGUGUGCGUCUCUCUUCUUCCCUAGUUGAUUCUCUGCUGCUUAAUUCUCACUCUCUCUCUAUACUGCUAUCACUAGUCUUUGCAUCAUGCAUGCAUGCCACGCUGAUGUAACAUUGGCCAGCUGCUGCUGCAUGCAUGCUAUAGUAGUAUUUUUACUCGUGCCAUAUUAUUGUAAGGUUACCAGUAGCACGUACCUACUAGUACUUGAUUGGGAGGUGGAAGAAGGUGACAAGGUUGUUGCAAGAAAGGCAAGCUAUAUAUAUGUAAGCUAAUUAUUAAUUUGAGUUUCCAUGCAA
This is a messenger RNA of Hordeum vulgare subsp. vulgare (domesticated barley), 1326 nucleotides long. Its product is annotated as vacuolar iron transporter homolog 5-like. The coding region runs from base 61 to 864 and encodes 267 amino acids. Gene Ontology annotation, cellular component: membrane. Gene Ontology annotation, biological process: intracellular manganese ion homeostasis. NCBI's taxonomy places the organism in Eukaryota, Viridiplantae, Streptophyta, Magnoliopsida, Poales, Poaceae. The record is from RefSeq and is a predicted model, not a curated record. The transcript has a single exon. Gene Ontology annotation, molecular function: manganese ion transmembrane transporter activity; iron ion transmembrane transporter activity.